Molecule: messenger RNA, 1942 nt
Organism: Cavia porcellus (domestic guinea pig)
Lineage: Eukaryota; Metazoa; Chordata; Mammalia; Rodentia; Caviidae
Product: ubiquilin-2-like
Exons: 1
Coding region: 233-1789 (518 amino acids)
Biological process (GO): ubiquitin-dependent protein catabolic process
Cellular component (GO): cytosol
Molecular function (GO): polyubiquitin modification-dependent protein binding
Source: RefSeq, a predicted model, not a curated record
GACACCUUGUCACUGAAAUCCCCAGAGGCUGGCCUACGAGAAGAGCAGCUGCCUCCUCUAUGGGAGCCUGGUGACUCCAGGGCUCCACUGGGAGGUGGCAUCUAUAGGGUGAAAGGACAUCACUAGACACCUACUGAUCCCUGCACCCAGAGCUGCUCAGCACCACAUCUAGACUCCUAGACAUCUGUGCCCAACAGUGUCCUCAAGGUGGCUCUACAUUCUGUUCUUAAAAAUGGCACAGCCUAGGGAAGAAGCGGGGGACAACCAGCUGGUAUCUGGUCAGGAGCCAUCAUCAUGCAUCAUCAGAGUGUCUGUUAAGACUCCACAGGAUUGUCAGGAAUUUUUGAUAUCAGAAAAUAGCACUGUCCGCCACUUUAAGAAGCAGAUCUCCAAACGCUUUCACUGUGACACUGACAGACUGGUACUCAUCUUCACUGGAAAGAUCCUUCGGGAUCAAGACAUACUGGGCCAGCGUUGCAUCCAUGAUGGUGACACAGUCCACUUGGUGGUGAGGAGUCGUUUGAAAGGACUAGUCAGUCCCAUAACUCUGCCAAAUGCCACAGACCACUGCACCCAUCGUUCUGAGCCAUCCACCUCUGAGACUAGUGGGAUGCUAGCUAGGCUGGGCCGGCUGGCCCGGACCUCUCCUGAGCUCGCUGACUUCUUUGGUCAACUGGCACAACUCCUGACAACUGCACCAGAGUGUGUGGUGCACUUCUUGGAAGAUCCUCUGAUUCAAGGACUUGCUAGUGAAAAACAAACCAUUGCCAGCCACAUUCCUGAACCCUCAAGGCCAGCACAGAAACAUGACUCAACUCUCAAAACUCUGGAAACCUUGCAGAAGCCAGCCCGGCAACAGGAGCUCUUGGAGGCAAGCAAGCAGAAGUUGGAGGCCUUGAAGGCAGUGCCAGGUGGGGACAAUGCUAUGCGUCCAGUCUCCUCAGAUGUCCAGCAGUUCAUGCUUUCCACUCUGGCCUUAUUGAUUACCUCCAAAGACUACAACUCAGGUUCAGAGGCUUGCAGGGGAGAAGCCAAUGUUCAUAGUAGUUCUGAUACCACCACCACUAUCCCCACCACUUCUGCACCUGCCAGACCGCUGGUACCAGAGGUCAGUGUGGGAGCAUUUACACAGGGCAGGGGCGUGGCCUUAAAUCAGGCCAGUUCAGGAUGUAAGAAUGGUAUGCCAGUUUUAUACUUAGGCCAAGAUCUUCCCUCACAAGAUACUCAGCAGCCUGUAGAGAAAGCUUAUCUGACCAAUCUGCUAAGACCUUUACCUUCUCUUUUGUGCCAAGCCUUGCAUGUUCUACAGCAGAAUCCAACUGUGCUACGCCAACUAAGCAACAGUCCUCUGCGACGUCAUAUACCACUACUCCUUCCCAUCCUGACCAAUCCACGAGCACUGCAGGCAUUAAUACAGAUAGAGCAGGGUCUUCAGAUACUGUUCAGGGAGGUGCCUGGUCUGAGACCAUUCUUACAGGACUCAGCUAGACUACAUGGAGCCAGAAGAGUUCCAGAAUCCAGGGGCAGAAGACAAGGGCAUAGAGAAGACCCUAUGCAACCCACUUUGGCCGUUCUUCAGCUUCUCCAUGCACUGGCCAAUGCUUGUUCCUUGUCUACCCAAUUACCAUUAUUCUCAUCCCUCCUCACAGAAAGUCGUUACCAGCAAGAACUCGAGCAGCUGAAGGCCCUGGGUUUUGCCAAUCGCAAUGCCAACCUGCAAGCCCUAAUAACCACAAAUGGAGACAUUCCUGCUGCCAUUGAGAAACUGCUGGAGGAGCCACAGGCCUAGGUCUUCCCACAAUGAACAUUGUGAGCAAAGAUGCUCACCAGGAAGGGAAGGGGAAGGAGAAAGAAGUCAUUUAUUUUAUGGAAUCCUCUUACUCAGGUCAUGAGUAUGUUUGGAUAACCCCUCUCUUGCAGCCCCAGCCUGUUCUACAUUAAA